Pseudomyrmex gracilis is the source of this 2098-nucleotide messenger RNA. Its product is annotated as beta-galactosidase. Bases 85 to 2037 code for a protein of 650 amino acids. NCBI's taxonomy places the organism in Eukaryota, Metazoa, Arthropoda, Insecta, Hymenoptera, Formicidae. The record is from RefSeq and is a predicted model, not a curated record. Gene Ontology annotation, cellular component: vacuole. Gene Ontology annotation, biological process: carbohydrate metabolic process. The transcript is spliced from 10 exons. Gene Ontology annotation, molecular function: beta-galactosidase activity.
GCAAGCGACUUGUCUUAUUGUUAGAUACGCUGUGGUAACGUCAGUAACGUGCGAGAGUGGAAAGUGAGCGAAGAUCGCAGCUGUAUGUAUCACGACGCGAGAUUAGCUCGUUCAAAAAUGUGGUCGUUGAUGAUCGUGACAGCCUUGGCAUUGAGUAGUGUUACAGCGGAGACAAUAAACCUACCAAAUAACAAUACCAACUGGCAAUACAGUUUUGAAGUGGAUUACGAAAACAAUCAGUUUUUAUUAGAUGGGAAACCUUUCCGAUAUGUUUCUGGUAGUUUUCAUUACUUUCGGGCACCGAGACAAUAUUGGAGGGAUCGUUUAAAAAAAAUACGAGCUGCAGGGCUUAAUGCUGUUUCCACUUACGUCGAAUGGAGCCUACACGAACCAGAACCAGGUCAAUUUAACUGGGUCGGCGAUGCAGAUCUAGUAGAAUUCUUAAAUAUUGCGCAAGAAGAAGAUUUGCUUGUAUUGUUGCGACCGGGACCGUAUAUUUGCGCGGAAAGAGAUUUGGGUGGUUUACCAUACUGGUUGCUUCGUGAGGUGCCAAAUAUAAGAUUACGUACCAAAGACGCAGCUUUUAUAAGAUAUGCUACAUCGUAUCUGAAUCAGGUGUUAGAAAAAGUAAAAUCACUUUUAAGAGGCAAUGGGGGACCAAUAAUUAUGGUUCAGAUAGAAAACGAAUAUGGAAGUUAUAAUGCUUGCGACACGGAAUACACGGACAUGUUAAAAGAUAUUUUUGUUGAAAAAAUCGGCAAUAAGGCUCUUCUUUAUACUACUGACGGUGCAUCCGCGUCUCUACUUCGUUGCGGUUUUGUACCCGGUGCGUACGCCACCGUCGACUUUGGAACAUCUGUUAACGUGACAAACAGUUUCCAGUCCAUGCGUCUUUAUCAGCCUAGAGGUCCACUAGUGAAUUCUGAAUUUUAUCCAGGAUGGUUAACGCACUGGGGAGAAUCCUUUCAAAGAGUAAAAACCGAAGCUAUUACUAAGACAUUGAAGGAAAUGCUUGAUUUAGGCGCUUCUGUUAAUUUUUACAUGUUCUAUGGCGGUACAAAUUUCGGCUUUACUUCUGGUGCUAAUGGCGGUGCAAAUGCAUAUAAUCCGCAGUUGACUUCUUAUGAUUAUGACGCUCCUUUGACCGAAGCGGGAGAUCCGACAGAUAAAUACUUUGCUAUAAGAGAUGUUAUUAGUUACUAUCUACCAUUGCCAAACAUGUCUCUUCCAACCGCAUCUCCGAAAGGCAAUUACGGUCCAAUAUCAUUAGAACCGAUUCAAAAAUUGCUCGACCGUCUAUCACCAUUUGUGGUCAUCCGAGUAACUAAUGAUUAUCCCGUAACCUUCGAGGCUCUUUCUGUGAAUCAAGGUUUUGUACUUUAUGAGACGCAAUUAUCUUCUUCUAUUUCGGAUCCAGCUAUAUUGCGAGCAAUAACAAAAGACAGAGCGCUGGUUUACGUAGACGAUCGAUUAUGUGGCACUCUGAGUCGCAUUGAUAAGAUAUUUACUCUGCCUCUGGAGAAUCCUUACGGUCGUCGUUUGAGUCUAUUAGUGGAAAAUCAAGGACGUCUAAACUUUGGCAAUGAAAUUCACGAUUUUAAGGGUAUAUCGAACGUAACAAUCAACGGAAUUUCGUUGUACAACUGGAAUAUAACAGGAUAUGUUUUUUCUAAUAUGUCCCCACUUCGCAACUUGACGAGCAUAGAAAUUAAUAGCGGGACUUUAAACAAUGGUCCGGUAUUCUUGCGAGGACGGUUCACGAUCAGUGGGCAACCGUUAGACACAUAUCUAGAUACAACUGGAUGGGGAAAGGGAGUAGCUUUUAUAAAUGGUCAUAAUCUCGGUAGAUAUUGGCCGUUGGUCGGUCCGCAAAUCACUUUGUAUGUACCAGCUCCUUAUCUUCGUACGGGCGAGAAUGAAUUAAUUAUAUUAGAACUAGAAUAUGUAUCGCAGAUGAGAAAAAUGAGAUUUCAGUCUGUACCUAACUUGGGAUUUGCAACACAGAAUUUACAUGAUCCAAUGGUUAAAAAUAAUUAACUUUUCUUAAUUUAUGUACAAGCGGUCUCAAAGACAACAAUAUAAAAUUAACAAAAUAUUA